Molecule: messenger RNA, 2471 nt
Organism: Protopterus annectens (West African lungfish)
Lineage: Eukaryota; Metazoa; Chordata; Ceratodontiformes; Protopteridae
Product: endonuclease V-like
Exons: 7
Coding region: 1-612 (203 amino acids)
Biological process (GO): DNA repair
Cellular component (GO): cytoplasm; nucleolus
Molecular function (GO): RNA endonuclease activity producing 5'-phosphomonoesters, hydrolytic mechanism; single-stranded RNA binding
Source: RefSeq, a predicted model, not a curated record
AUGUCAGUUUCCUGUAAAGUUGUGGAUAGAAAUAUCGGGAAAGUGUACCACGUCUUCACUGAUUUCCUUAGUAAACCUAAGGAAGGAGAAUUUGGACUGGCUUGUCAUCUGGGAGUCCUUACGGAUAUUCCUUGUAUUGGAGUGGCCAAAAAUCUCUUGCAGGUGGAUGGACUUGAAAGUCGGGCAGUACAUAAAGAGCAGAUCAGGGAUUUGCACAAUGGAGGAGACCAGUUUCGUCUGCUGGGAAGUUCUGGCAAAGUUUUGGGAAUGGCCUUGAAAAGCUGUGAGAAGAGUUCUAAGCCUAUCUAUGUGUCUGUGGGCCAUCGCAUAAGUUUGGAGUCAGCAGUUCGCCUGAUCCACAGCUGUUGCAAGUACAGAGUUCCAGAACCAAUUCGACAAGCUGAUAUACGAUCCAGAGAGUACAUCCGGAGGAAUGUUUUGCAGACAGACGGAAAGGCUAAGCAGUCUCCUAACUCGCUUAUGAGGAAGAAGCUGCACAAAGCUUCUAGUGCCUCUUCGUGUACCAAACCAUCUCCCAGUGCAUUUCAAAACCAUCCUUGUGAGGAUUAUGAGGAUUCUAUCGCAGCUUUGUUUGAAGAAUGCUGCAUAUAAAGAGGCAUGACUGUCAGAGAGUUCACAUCCCAUCACUUGCCUCUUUGGAAGUGCUGUACUUCUUUAACACAGCUUACAGUGAUGGCAGUGACAAGCAUUUAAAGUGAUUCUUACAGACUGGGACAGAACAGAAUUGUAUAAAUAAAACUGAAGACUGUGAAAUGACUAGAGAAUGAAAAUGAGAAAAAUUAGCCAAAGCAAGCACAUUCAGGCACCAGCAAGUACAUACAGGGAUUUGCGCAACUAAGAAGUGGAUAGACUCUGGGAUGAUUCUGUGUCUUGACACUUACUCUGGCAGCAGGCCGAUAUACGAGACGUCAUAUUACAGGUUGCCCAUAAAGAUGAAUGGCAUUCAUCCAGUCCAGGCUGCCAUCAGUUCAUUGCUGCACAGCUGCCUUCUGGGGGUAAGCAGCUUACGUACGUUAUCCAAAUGCAGCCAAAUUAGUGGCAAUCUCCAGAAUGGAUAGCAGCCAAAACAUUCACUGAUAUGCGUGAGCAGGAACAGCUGGGGAAUAAACAUAAACUUGACAACUUUCCAGUUUAGAGCACAGUGCACAUCUCUCUUCUGCAUUUCAGUUUCUAAUUCAGGCACUCAGUGCAACAUCAAAUUGUACAUUGCAUUUGACAAGGGAUUAAGGAUCCUCAAGUCUGCUUCAUAGCACCCCUGGGAGCAUUGAGUCUGCAUUUAAACAGAUGUUUUUGCUACAUAAGCUAGUGUGAUAGUCAGUUCAGUUCAUACCACUGAGAGCUGUCACCAGAGAGUUUUACCUUUAAUUUAAGUCAAGCUGGAAUUAUAAUUGUCUGUUGCUUGCUGUGAUACCUUUGCUGAUUGAAAACUCUUCCUAUAGGACUGUACUACUAUCAUUUAGCCUUUUGUAACAUUACAGUGACCCAGAAUCUAUCAGUUUGUCAUGGUUCUGCUCUUGUUUUUAUAUAUACUGAUGAUAAAUGAAUUCCCAGAUUCAGCUACGUGUACCUAUUGAGUAACACAAAUGGGUAUCACGUAGCCUAGUUUUAUGAUAUUAAGUGGGUCCUGAUAUAUUAUGCCACAUGCUGUAGGAGUGAUAAAGUUCAAAUGGCUGUACUACAAAUGCUCUUUUCAGUGGAUUGUAUAAGCAUUCAUGGAAUUGUGAAUCAGUGGUUAGUAGAAUUAAGAAAAUUUAUGUGGAUAUGGCAACCUAUAUUGUAGAGCUUUGAAAUGGGAGAAAGGCUGUUAUUUCUGUAGCAUUGACUAUGAAUACAUGAGAUGGCAGGCUGCAACCAGAGAAGCCAUAGUGAUGGAUGGGCAGGGUGUAGUUCCUACAGGGUUGAUAGUUGGUUAUAGGUUACUGUUACAGCACGCUAAGUCUUGUAUGAGACAGAAAGGAGGACAUAGCCACAGCUGGACUUGUUGCUGGUGUGUAAGAUGGAAAAAGCCUUGUAGAUAUGGGAACAUAGGAACAUAUUAUGCAAGUGAUCACAGAGUCCAUAAGAUGCGUAACCAUAUACACCUUUAAACAUCAUGAUUGUCACCAUCAACCCCCCUUUUCCCCAUUUUUUACAUUGUCUGGAUGUCUUGUCAACUGCCACCAUCUCUGUGGAUUCAAUGCCACUCUCCUUCCUUCUUCAACAGUCAUGACUAAUUGUUGCAGGUCUUCUCUCACACACUCCAUUCUUCUCUUUGCUGGAUACUCCCAUUUCCUCUUGCCUUCUUCCUGUCUGUCUCAAAUAAUCUUCACCAGAUUGUGUUCUGCUUUCCUGCACAUGUGCCUGAACCACCAUAAUUUGCUCUCUUUGACAUUGUCUACAAUUGGAGCUACUUGAGCUUCUGCUCUGAUGUCCUCAUUUCAUCUGUCCCACAGUGUACUCCCUACCACUCA